This is a messenger RNA of Siniperca chuatsi (mandarin fish), 2372 nucleotides long. RefSeq names its product StAR-related lipid transfer (START) domain containing 10 (gene stard10). The record is from RefSeq and is a predicted model, not a curated record. Bases 705 to 1493 code for a protein of 262 amino acids. NCBI's taxonomy places the organism in Eukaryota, Metazoa, Chordata, Actinopteri, Centrarchiformes, Sinipercidae. Gene Ontology annotation, molecular function: lipid binding. The transcript is spliced from 7 exons.
CAACUGGUCAGAGUUUGUGCUACACCUUCAGCUGUUGCCUGGUCUGUAAUGCACCUGCCACGGCAGCAACGCAGCGAUGGAGUGCUGCUGCAAAUUAAUAUAAGCUCUCGGAAGACCGCAAUUUGGAGAGAGAAGGAGAAAGACAAACUGAGGUAAAGACGGAUAAAUAGGAAGAUAGGGAAACGGUGAGUGACAAGGGUAAGCAGAAACAUAUGGUUUGUCUGAAGAGCGGCUGUUUCUGAGGACUGCUGAACCGGGCUGAAACUUGUCCAAUCACCGUGAUCAACUGAAAGGCACAUUUGAUUCGUCCAUCUCAUUUUACACUUCUUCUUUGCCUUAUCUGUGCGUGCUCUCACCUGUGUGAGGCUGUUGCUUACACCUCUGUGUGAUUACUAGUUUGUGCGGGGUGGAUUGCGGCUGUUGCACCUCCCUGAACGCGCACACGCACGCACACACUGAACAUCACAAGACGCGGUGCAGCCUACAAAAGCUUCCUGCAAGGAGGAAAUUGAAUUAGACAAGUUAUUCCCACAGAAGAAGAGGACAAGAGUGGCUGGCUCUCUGCUUCCCUUCAUUUCCCCGGCUCAUAGUGUCUCCUCCGGGCCCACCAGGAGUCGCUUAGACUCCCCAUCCCCCCCCCACCCUCACCCCCGCCUUUCUCUCUCUCUCCCCCUUCCUCCCCCCUUCCCCCCCGGUAACAAGUCAUGUCUGCACAGACUGUUACCAUCCCGGACGACCGGGCGUUCGCCAGCUUCAAGUCGGAGUGUCUAUGCGAGGAGGGCUGGAGUAUGAGCUACAGCAAGGGGGGCAUCACGGUGUGGACCCAGGGUCUGGAAGAGGAGAAAUCCGUCCACAAAAUUAAGUGUCGUAUGGUGUGUAAGGACGUGUCAGCUGAGACCAUGUACGACGUUCUCCAUGACAUUGAAUACAGAAGGAAAUGGGACACAAACGUCAGUGAGACCUUCGAUAUCGGGAAACUUACAGUCAAUGCGGAUGUUGGUUACUACUCAUGGAAGUGUCCGAAACCUCUUCGGAACCGCGAUGUCGUCACGCUUCGCUCCUGGCUGCCAAUAGGGAAAGAUUACAUCAUCAUGAACUACUCUGUCAAACAUGCCAAAUACCCUCCUAAAAAGGACGUGGUGAGAGCUGUGUCCAUUCAGACUGGCUACAUGAUCCAGUGCCAGGGACCCAACCAAUGUAUCCUCACUUACAUGGCCCAGGUAGAUCCACGAGGUUCAUUACCUAAGUGGGUUGUCAACAGGUCUUCCCAUUUCCUUGCUCCUCGCGCAAUGAAGAAGAUCAACAAAGCCUGUUUGAAGUAUUCCGAGUGGAAGCAGCGACACAACCCCGGCUUCAAGCCCUGGCUCUACCCCGAACAGAAUACAUUACCCAGCAUCCCACUCUCUGAGCUCAGCAUCCAGCAUGCUGAGAGCCUGGAGAAUAUUGAUGAGAGCUCUGUGGCUGAGACCCAGGAGAGAGAAGACAGCGACUAACACAAACACGCGCGCACACACAUACACAGUAAAGCAGGGCUACAUGCAUCCCUGAUACACAUCCAUUAUUACACAUAUGUAUAUGUGAUUCUAUAUGUAAAUGUGUGUGUGUGUGUGUGUGUGUGUAUACACGCACCAUACACACGUGCAUGUACAUACAGUCGCAUAUGGCACAUGUAGCACAUGUAUGUAAGCCUUCAUGCACAAAGACAGACUCCCACUUGACCAACUCGAUCUCAUACUUACAUACAUAAUGAAUGAACACACGCAUAUCCAAACAUGCAACAUUCACGCACAGAUACACACCCACCCACUUACAAGGGGCAGCAAAACUGCUUAUUUUUACAUGUUAGUAAACUAAUAUUCAUUGUAACCAGAAAAGCGGCUGUAAAUGGGAUUUUUCAUGCUUGUUCAAGGGAUAUCAAAGUUUUCUAAUUGGGACCUAUGCAGAUUAUCAGAGCAAAAUAUAUUUUCAGUAAGAUUUACUGUUAAAAUGUUUACAGACGAACCUGAUAUGAAAAAUGGAUUUCAAAAGUUAUUUCUAUGCCCCAUCUGGUGGGAAAACAUCACAAUGCUAAUGCUCAUGUAUACACUAAAGACAUACCUGUGUACACAUAUGGACACACGCCAUUCAUUGUCUUUCUUCCCAUGUUGUCUCUCUGUCACUCAUGUGCCUCAAUCACAUUUUGUAAGCACAUGAUAAACACGCAAGUGUGCAGAAGGCAGCUGGAACCCUAACCCAACCUGCAACCCUCUCAUACACACACACACAGAUUUUACACUCACACGUACUGUCUGCUCCUCUAUUUGAGAGAUGUAUGAAUGUAUGUAGAGUUUAAAAAAUUAAAUGCAGAUUCCUACAAAGGUUUUCAAAUUUCA